Molecule: messenger RNA, 2213 nt
Organism: Peromyscus californicus insignis
Lineage: Eukaryota; Metazoa; Chordata; Mammalia; Rodentia; Cricetidae
Gene: Serpinh1
Product: serpin family H member 1
Exons: 6
Coding region: 263-1516 (417 amino acids)
Biological process (GO): collagen fibril organization; negative regulation of endopeptidase activity
Cellular component (GO): endoplasmic reticulum
Molecular function (GO): collagen binding; serine-type endopeptidase inhibitor activity
Source: RefSeq, a predicted model, not a curated record
UUUUUCUUCCUCGGGGAGCCACGGCGCUCUCCGGAAGCGUUUCCAACUUUCCAGAAGUUUCUUAGAACGGGCAGGAGGGGGUGGGGACAGCCAUAUAUAGAUCCGGAGCCCGGGGCAGUGAGUUGAGUAGAGCCUGUCUGAGACGAGUGUCCCGUCGGUCCCGGAGCAGCCCAGCCCGGCCCAGAAUGAAAAAGGCAGGCAGUGAUCUCCCUCUGAGGCAGUUUCAAGGUCCUCUGUGGUGCACACAGCUCACCUCUCAGCCAUGCGCUCUCUCCUUCUGGCCGCUUUCUGCCUCUUGGCUGUGGCCCUGGCAGCCGAGGUGAAGAAGCCUGUAGAGGCCGCAGCCCCUGGUACCGCGGAGAAGCUGAGUUCCAAGGCAACCACACUGGCAGAGCGCAGCACAGGCCUGGCCUUCAGCUUGUAUCAGGCUAUGGCCAAAGACCAGGCGGUGGAGAACAUCCUCCUGUCACCCUUGGUGGUGGCCUCAUCCCUGGGUCUUGUGUCACUGGGUGGUAAAGCCACCACCGCAUCGCAGGCCAAGGCCGUGCUGAGCGCUGAGAAGCUGCGGGAUGAGGAGGUGCACACGGGGCUGGGUGAGCUGCUGCGCUCCCUCAGUAACUCCACCGCUCGCAAUGUGACCUGGAAACUGGGCAGUCGCCUGUACGGGCCCAGCUCGGUGAACUUCGCCGAGGACUUCGUGCACAGCAGCAAGCAGCACUACAACUGUGAACACUCCAAGAUCAACUUCCGAGACAAGCGCAGCGCCCUGCAGUCCAUCAACGAGUGGGCCUCGCAGACCACCGACGGCAAGCUGCCCGAGGUCACCAAGGAUGUGGAGCGCACGGACGGGGCGCUGCUCGUUAACGCCAUGUUCUUUAAGCCACACUGGGAUGAGAAAUUUCAUCACAAGAUGGUGGACAACCGUGGCUUCAUGGUGACUCGCUCCUAUACUGUGGGUGUUACAAUGAUGCACCGGACAGGCCUCUACAACUACUAUGAUGACGAGAAGGAGAAGCUGCAGAUCUUGGAGAUGCCCCUGGCCCACAAGCUCUCCAGCCUCAUCAUCCUCAUGCCCCACCACGUGGAGCCCCUCGAGCGCCUGGAGAAACUGCUGACCAAAGAGCAGCUGAAGACCUGGAUGGGAAAGAUGCAGAAGAAGGCUGUCGCCAUCUCUCUCCCCAAGGGAGUGGUGGAGGUGACCCAUGACCUGCAGAAACAUCUGGCUGGACUGGGUCUGACGGAGGCCAUUGAUAAGAACAAGGCUGACUUAUCGCGUAUGUCUGGCAAGAAGGACCUGUACCUGGCCAGUGUGUUCCAUGCCACCGCCUUCGAGUGGGACACAGAUGGCAACCCCUUUGACCAAGACAUCUACGGGCGUGAGGAGCUGCGCAGCCCCAAACUCUUCUACGCCGACCACCCCUUCAUCUUCCUGGUGCGAGACAAUCAGAGCGGCUCCUUGCUGUUCAUUGGGCGCCUGGUCCGGCCCAAGGGAGACAAGAUGCGAGAUGAGUUGUAGGGUCCCAGAGUGAGCAUGGCAUGGCAGGAAGUGGCCAAAGGUUCCUGAGACACAUGGGUGCUAUUGUCGGGGGAGGGAGGGUUACCAACCUUGGAUAUUCCACGGGGCGGGGGGUUGGCAAUGCAGAUCAGAAUUCCCGUAUGUCUGAGUGGACAUUUCUAGCUAAAAUCCACUCCUCUAGGAUAUGGGGCCCAGAUACUCUGAUGCCAAAUUCUGGAGUGUCUCAGUCAUCCUGUCCUGCCCUCCAGGUUCUAGAUCCAAUCUGCCUCAAACAGUCCAUCAGUGUUCAUAUUUAUGGCCAAGUCCUUUUUUGAUCUGUGAGACAAUCGAGUUGGGGGUAGGGCAGCCCUCCUUGUCACCAUCCCCUCAGCGCUCCCCAGUUCUCUUGCCCAUCUCCCAACUCCCUUUAACCACAAAACUAGGUGCUGCAGCCCCAGGACUGGCCACCCUUAAAAUGACGCUUGCCCACCAGCAGUGGGAGUUGGGAGACAGAGACAGAACGUAGGAGGGGCUCCCUGGCCUACCCUGCUCUGGAGCCACCACACUGGGUCCUGCAGGGGUGAACUUUCGGUUUUCUCCUUUUGUAGUUUUUCAAAGAUGGGGAGGGACAGGGGGAACAUGAGCCUUUGUUGUUUUCAAAAUGAGAAGUUAAUUUGUACAAUUUUUUUUUGAAUAAAACUUUUCCAAUAAAAUGUUA